Lodderomyces oxycetoniae is the source of this 312-nucleotide messenger RNA. Its product is annotated as mitochondrial 37S ribosomal protein mS33. The transcript has a single exon. The coding region runs from base 1 to 312 and encodes 103 amino acids. Gene Ontology annotation, cellular component: mitochondrion. The record is from RefSeq and is a predicted model, not a curated record. NCBI's taxonomy places the organism in Eukaryota, Fungi, Ascomycota, Pichiomycetes, Serinales, Debaryomycetaceae.
AUGUCGACAAUACUAAGGGCCGUUCCAUCAAAACAACGGCUUCAGGAAGCCAGGAAGUUGAGCUUUGAAAUAUUUGAUCAAUUUUGGAACCCCACAGGAAAGCGGAACCCCGCAAAGAUCUUGAGAGCUUCGUUAAAGGGUCCCGAUCUUGUUAAGUACUAUGGUAAUAACGAUGCUGUGCCCACAUUUAAAGAUUUUCAGAAAUGGUUUCCCGAGUUGAAAUUAGUGGAUCCAAGAGAAGCACAUAGAACGCAUAUGGUUGAAGACAGAAAGAGGAGAAACAAAGGUGCUCCAAAGAAGAAGAAAUCUUAG